AUGAGGUGGAAGGCUCCUUCACUCGACCCGCCUAAACAUGAACUGGCGUAUUUCCCGGACAUGAACACGUCCCUGCCCAGCCAGUCGGCCGAGUUUCGUCGCGUGUUGUGGACAGGACUGUAUAGCCAACUCGUGCUCAUGACUGUCCCUGUCGGUGGGGAAAUUGGAGAUGAGAAACACACGGUCGAUCAAAUCUUGACUUUCACCUCCGGCAAAGGUAAAGCGACAAUUGCUGGAGUCGACCAGGACGUCAAGGCGGGAGAUCUCAUUAUUGUCCCCGCUGGCACCCAACAUCAAUUCAUCAACACCGGUCCAACCCCACUCAUUUUGUAUACCGUUUAUUCUCCUGCGGAACACAAGCCCACCACGGUGCAUACGGACAAGGCACAAGGUGAUCGUGAGGAGGAGGAAGGCAUCGACGAGGCACCUGAAUGGAGCCAGCGGAGUAAGAAGGAGAAUGAGAGGUUGGGGCUCGUAGAUCCGGAGGACCACUGA
Rhinocladiella mackenziei CBS 650.93 is the source of this 495-nucleotide messenger RNA. RefSeq lists its product as uncharacterized. Lineage: Eukaryota; Fungi; Ascomycota; Eurotiomycetes; Chaetothyriales; Herpotrichiellaceae. Bases 1 to 495 code for a protein of 164 amino acids. The transcript is spliced from 2 exons. The record is from RefSeq and is a predicted model, not a curated record.